AUGCCUGGAGACUUCUCGACCGUUCCCAUAGUAGACUUCUCUCGCUUGACAGAUCCAACGAGUAGAGAUGAAGAGCUCUCUCGGCUACGUGACGCGAUCUUUGUUGUCGGGUUCUUGUAUCUAAUUAACACUGGACUGGAGGAUAGCAUCCAUCGGACCCACAAGGAACUGCCAUCCUUGUUUAAUCUACCAGCCGAGGUCAAAGAAAGGUGCAAUAUGAUCAACUCCCCUUCUUUCCGGGGUACACUCGGUUGGGGGCAGAGACUACUGCGGCCAAGACCGAUCUUCGCGAGGUAUCAUGUCCUUUUUCUGCAAUUCGACUUUGGGACCCCGGGCAUGCGAGAAUGGACGGAGAAUGAACCUUUCUGGAAAAGGCUGGAGGGCCCCAACCAGUACCCAGACUACCCGGGGGCGGAGAAACUCGUCCGAAACUAUAUCGAGAGCAUAGAUUCUUUAGCUCAGAAAUUCGUGCAUCUUGUCGCGGAGUCUCUUUCUCUGCCGCCAGACACAUUUGACGAGUUCAAAGGAAGUAUGAGUCGGCUGAAGUUCGUGAAGUAUCCACCUGCCAAAGCCCUGUCCCAAGGGGUGGGGCCUCAUAAGGACUCAGCUGGUCUUUUCACCUUCCUCUCUCAGGAUAACAUCGGCGGACUGCAGGUCCUGAAUAAUAACGGGGAGUGGAUCGAUGCUCCCCCCUUGGAAGAUAGCUUGGUUGUGAAUAUCCAGCAAGGUUUUGAGGCAAUCACCGGUGGCAUAUGCCCCGCGACCACCCACCGAGUUAUCGCGCCGACCGCCAAGACUCGGUACAGCAUACCUUUCUUCUUGAGUGUCCGCUUGGAUUUGACUCUCGAGAAACUCCAAGCAUCCGCCUCCCAUAUCAAAGCUCGACUCCCGGUUCCGAAUACCGAGAAGAGGCGUGAUGUCGACGUGCCUAGUGAAUUCUUGUCUCCGUUAUAUUCUUGCUUUGGCGAAGCACAUUUGAGAAACCGCAUUAUCAGCCACCCCGACGUCGGGAAAAAGUGGUACCCCGACCUCUACGAGAAAUAUUCCCAGCAACGCCUUUGA
Molecule: messenger RNA, 1062 nt
Organism: Penicillium chermesinum
Lineage: Eukaryota; Fungi; Ascomycota; Eurotiomycetes; Eurotiales; Aspergillaceae
Product: isopenicillin N synthase family dioxygenase
Exons: 6
Coding region: 1-1062 (353 amino acids)
Molecular function (GO): dioxygenase activity
Source: RefSeq, a predicted model, not a curated record